AAACAUCAAAUGCGGGGAAACUUACUUGUACUGACAGAGAAGUACCCAUUCUCUGACAACUCAUUACGUCAUGUAACACCUAAUUAUCAUGUAAAAAUAUUAAUGUACUAAGUUCAACGUAACAUAUGUCAUUACUAGGCGAAAAUAAAUUAAAGGUUAAACAAAUUUUAUUUCAUACACGAUGGCAAAUACCGGUUUAUUAGUUUUAACAAAUCCUACAAAAAUAACGAAAUUAUUACCAAUAAUCAAAGAGCAUGUAUUGAAAACUCUGUAUAUUCAAUAUCUUCCGGAAAAGAACAUUUUUCUAUCUCGAAAUCAUGCAUUUACAAAUUCUCAAUGGAAAGUAUUAAGUUCUUGUGCUCAAACCAUUUCUAAAAUUUAUACAGACACUUCUACUAUAUUUCCACCACUUGAUAUUCGGGUGUUACUAACAAGCAUAAAGAAUCCUAAUCUAUCAAUAAUAAAUACUAAAAAGCCUGUAGAAAUAGUUAUUUUUGAUCAAGUUUAUAGUACAAAGGAAGCUUAUACAUUUAUACAAGAUUAUCUAGCUAAUACUUCUAUGAACUGUAAUUUUGUUACUUUUAAUGAUGAUCAAGAAGUAGAGAAAAUAAGUAAUACGUGCAUUAACAAGGAUGGUGUUAAUGAGGAAAAAAUUUAUAAGAAUGUAGUACUUGGUGGUACAUUUGAUCGAAUACAUAAUGGGCAUAAAAUAUUUUUAACUGAAGCUGUAUUACGCUGUUCAGAAAAGCUUACUGUUGGUGUAACUGAUACAAAUAUGUUAUCUGGAAAAUUAUUGUGGGAACUGAUAGAGCCUUGUCAGACAAGGAUUCUAAAUCUCAAAGAUUUUUUAGAAGAUAUUGAUUCAACACUAAUGUAUGAUGUUGUACCAAUAAAUGAUAUGUAUGGUCCAACUAAAUCUGACCCAUCAUUUGAGAUGAUUGUAGUUAGCGAAGAAACUAAACGUGGUGGAGAUAAAGUAAAUGAAAUGCGUGUAAAAAACAACAUAAACAAGUUAGAUAUACAUAUUAUAAAACUAAUAUCCGAUGAAAAUCACAGAAACCAUGAAGAAAGUAAAGUCAGUUCUAGUAAUCAUAGAAUAAGAUUGCUGGGUACAAGACUUCGUCCACCUAAAAUAGAAAAUAAGUCUGUAAAACCUUACAUUAUUGGUUUGACUGGUGGUAUAGCAAGUGGAAAGUCAUCAGUUGCUGACAAAUUAGAAAAGUUAGGUGCAGGUCUUGUCAAUUGUGAUAAAAUAGCACAUGAUUUAUAUUUACCUGGCAAAAAGUGUUUUGACGCAAUAGUUGAAAACUUUGGUUCUACUAUCUUAAAACCAGAUGGAUUUAUUGAUAGGAAAGUACUUGGCAAUAUAGUAUUUAACAGCAAGGAACAGUUAAAUAAAUUAAAUAACAUUGUUUGGCCUAUCAUUUUAGAAGAAGCAAAGAAACAGAUAAAUGAUUUUUAUGCAAAAGGAUUUGAUGUAAUUGUAAUGGAAGCUGCUGUACUAAUUCAAGCUAAUUGGCAGCAUUUCUGUCAUGAAAUUUGGACAUGUAUUAUUCCACAAGAGGAGGCUAUAAGACGAGUAAUAGAGAGAAAUGGAUUAACUGUAGAUGAUGCAAAGUUAAGAAUUCAAGCUCAACCGAGUAAUGUAGAACAAGUUAAUGAAGCUAAUGUAGUAAUAUGUACUUUAUGGAGUCAUGAUAUCACCCUGGAACAAGUGCAAAAAGCAUGGGAUGAAUUAAUGAAAUUAUUAUCUACUCAGACAAAAAAUUAACGAUAUAUUGUUAAUUAGUUUUUCAGGAUUUUUUUUCUCAGGGUCAUAACAAAAUAUUACACAACGAUCUGGACCUAAUUUUAUUUGAUCAAUAAAAUAAUCAUAUAA
Molecule: messenger RNA, 1879 nt
Organism: Osmia bicornis bicornis
Lineage: Eukaryota; Metazoa; Arthropoda; Insecta; Hymenoptera; Megachilidae
Gene: Ppat-Dpck
Product: bifunctional coenzyme A synthase
Exons: 6
Coding region: 182-1771 (529 amino acids)
Biological process (GO): coenzyme A biosynthetic process
Molecular function (GO): dephospho-CoA kinase activity; ATP binding
Source: RefSeq, a predicted model, not a curated record